UUGAACGGUCUUCAGUAGUUUUAUUAUGUUUUCAUAGACUAAACAUAAUUUGUGUGGCACAGAAACAUACUUUGGAAAUGUCAGUAAAUGUUUAUGGUUGCAACGGAUGUCGUUUAAAAAAAUAACGUGGUUAUGAAAAAAGAAAUACGUUUCAACAAUAUACGAAAGACCAAGUAACGAAAAAAUAAUUGAAUCGAAUCGAAAAAUUCAAAACCUCGAAGUAUAAAUAAUUUAUAACGAUUAUAAGUAAAUUUUAGAAACAAAAGCUUGAAAUUAUUUUGAAGGUAGAGUGGAACUGUACAAAUGACUGGAAAAGCGCAAAAAAUUAAUAUUUUUAAAUGAAAACUUUUUACAUGAAAUGUACUUUAAAAUCAAAGUGAUAAUACAAAAGAUUCUAAUCAGUGUCAAAACCUCGUUUAACAUAUUAUGACCAAAUCAUAUUCUUAGGCAUCAUGAUUUUCGCAAAGUUACCUCUGUUCCUCGUGCUCGUCGCGUUGAGGUCAGCAUCUGGCUCUCUUGUUGUGGACAGCGCCUCUCAGAAGGGUAUCUACCUCUCCGACUACUGCCCCUCCAUGAAGUACUGCGUCGAGGGCAGUCACGUCAUGUGCAUGUAUUAUGACCCGAAUCACGUAAUGGGUCCUCGCUGCAGCAAUCCACAAAACGUUUCCAUAACUGCCGAAUUAGCUAACCAACUGCUUGAUGUAACCAAUGCUAUCAGGAGCAAAUUAGCUACCGGCAAAGAAACUGGGAAAGACGGUGUUCUGUUACCGAGGGGAUACGGAAUAUUUCGAUUGCGAUGGGACAACGAAUUGGCAACCUUCGCACAAGUGCUGGCCAACCAAUGCGUACUAAGGCAUGAUUUGUGCAGAUCUACCAAAAGGUUCCCAGACCCUGGCCAGACCGCAGGGCUGGUUCGCUUCACCUUCCCAGACUGGUACCCGAUGUCGAGGACUCCAGCCACCUCAUCACCAGGUCUCAACGAGAUGAAGCUCUCAUAUGCCGUCACCCAGACCCUCAAGUCUUGGUACGCGCAGAAGGCUUCGGUAACCGAGCAAAUGCUGACCAAGUACCCGGAUUGGACUUUAACUCCAACAAACCAAGGAGGAAGACUUUACAUGGAGAUGAUAUACGGAUCAACAACACACAUGGGAUGCGGCAUCUCUGCCUACACUGAAUACAGUUACUAUGACAACAACCGACAAAUGAAUUACAAUUCAAUCCAAGUGAUAUGCAACUACUCGGCGCGGCCCCGGAAGGGCGGGCAGUCGUACAGCAUGGACGCGCCGCGGCCGGGGCACGGCUACACCAGCCUGUGCGGCUGUCCGGAGGGCUCCCGGGAGGACGCCGACUGUCUCUGCACCGAAUAUACGCCAGCACCAAAACCGACACCUAAGCCAGAAUCGUGCACCGCUCCGGAAGGGAACUGCGAACCAACCCUCGUCCUGCUCCCAAUAUUCACUGUUGAGGAUGCCCCCUCUCACAAACUGUAUGAGAAGGCGAGAGAGAUCGAACAGCCGCUGACAGACUUCGUAAUACAUAGACUGGAUAACUUAACAAGCCUUGGAAGGGCAAAGUCUGUUGAGGUUUUUGACAUCUUAGAAGGCGCGGGAAAAGAGCGCGCCUUCCAUCUUCCGUCCAUGCCACAUCCGUUGAAAUCAGUACUGAUGCCUACGCUGCAUAACAAUGAUCUUAUUUACAGGGCACCUUUACCUCCACCUAUUCUACCCACAUUACCGCCGUCUCAUAUACAUUCCCAACUAUUAAUGUUCACGACGCCGAGGCCUGAGUAUCCCAUAUUACCAGCCGUACGGAUGCCCCCAACAGAUAUCGAACAGCUACCAACAUUUCAACUUCCAACACUUCGAUUGCCAGAAUCAAGUAAUCAACCGCAUGAAAUAGGACCACCGCAAAAUCCGUUAUCUAAAUAUACUGAUGUGCUAAGAAGUCAGUUUUAUGAGAAAAGCCUGAUUGAUCCCCUUAAUGAGGAGAAGCCAUUACCGCAGAUACAAAAGCAGACACCUAAACCAACCCCGACGGUUAAGAAAUCAAGCAUUUUUACAAGAGUAGCCCAGUUUAAGUUACCCGGCAGGAGGAGUAUGAGUUCCCCGUUUGAGACAUUAAUGAAAGACGUAGUACCUAGAAAGGACUUUUCGAACUUAAGUAAAGUGGUUGAUGACUAUUUAAAUCGAAAGCAAGGAUAUAGAAGAAAUACUUUGUUAAAAUCCAAACAAGAAUAUGCAUCACAUCAAGAAGAGGAACGCCAGUAUACGGAAUCCCCCCCGCAAACAAACACUCAAGAGCAGAAAGAAGAGCAACAACAAAAAGAUCAACAACCUAAUGAAGAAACUACAGCAAUAGAUGAUAAACAACACAAAGAUGAAGAGGUUACUGAGACUGUGUUAAACAACGUUGAAGAGAAAGUUAUAACCUUCAAACGAUAUCUAAAAAGGGGAAAUAACUCUGAUGACACAGAUGUCGAAGCUAAAGAGGACAACGAUAACAAACUGAUGUCUCUACUCGACACUCUAGAGCAAGAAGUCAAACACAUAGAACUCGAUGGUAACGAAAAAGAACUGUUCGAUGCAAAAAUUAGAAAGAUUUACGGCACUGUUGUUGGUAAACCAGUAGAAUUGCUUUCUCCAAAGCAAUCUAAACUAAACGAGCUAGAACUCCCAGAUAACGACUUCGGAGAAUCCAAAACAUACGUCAAACACGAGUCCAACCAUAUAAGUGAUGAUGAAAGAAAUAUGGAUGAUGACAAAAAAAUCAUAAAACAUAUCGAAAGUAAAAAACCAAAUCGGAUAAAGGCUUUUGACUUUUUGGAACGAAAACAUAAAGACAAAAUACCUGAUGCUCUGUUAGAUAGUAAAUAUAACGACAAUAUAGAUCACAAAUUAUUCAACGAAAUAGAUCGAAAAUAUAAUGAGCAUAUUGAGCAUAAAUUAUACAGUGAUAGUGAUCGCAGGUACAGUGACUUGGAACAUAAAUUUAUGGAGGAUUUGGACAGGAAACUCAACGAAGAUCGCAAAUACAAGAGUGGCGAUCGCAAAUUCUAUAACGACCAUUCAGAGGAAAAUCGCAAAUACAGCCAUAUACCUGCAUCAAGAAAUCAAGUCAAAUACGAAAAUAAAGAAUAUAGAAACUAUAAACACAAUAGUUUCAGUUCUGUAGAAGAUGUCAAACAUCGGAACUUUGAUAAAUAUGAGAGGGAAAAAUUUGGACGUGGUGAUAGGACUUUUUAUAGAAAAGACCUUGACAGGAAACAUAGGAGAGGAACUGAGGUUAAAAGGAGUAGAAGUAAAAACUAUUACGUGCACAAUGAUGCCAACGAUGUGUUGAGUGUGGAGAGAAGAAAGUAUUACCAAGACAAACUGGAGAACCUCGAAAGGAGGCUGCAACACACUCGGUCGUUCAGGCGGAAAAUGGAACAUGGAAACGAACGGCCAAUGCGACGGAUGCGACCGAACCGGGAAGACAGGACCAGAGGAUCCAAAACACAAGCCGACAACUUCUACAUGCCUGACAGAGCUAGAUUUUUGCACGGCUUCUAAAGAUACCCAAAAAUCCAUGUGACAUGGUCCUUUAAUCAGACCAAGCUUAUAUUCGACAUGUUACCGAGAAGUAAAUGAUACAAU
Messenger RNA from Trichoplusia ni (cabbage looper), 3635 nucleotides. RefSeq lists its product as uncharacterized. Lineage: Eukaryota; Metazoa; Arthropoda; Insecta; Lepidoptera; Noctuidae. The transcript has 15 exons. The record is from RefSeq and is a predicted model, not a curated record. The coding region runs from base 453 to 3551 and encodes 1032 amino acids.